This is a messenger RNA of Eptesicus fuscus (big brown bat), 769 nucleotides long. RefSeq names its product small nuclear ribonucleoprotein polypeptide C (gene SNRPC). Lineage: Eukaryota; Metazoa; Chordata; Mammalia; Chiroptera; Vespertilionidae. Gene Ontology annotation, biological process: spliceosomal snRNP assembly; mRNA splicing, via spliceosome; mRNA 5'-splice site recognition. Gene Ontology annotation, molecular function: pre-mRNA 5'-splice site binding; zinc ion binding. The record is from RefSeq and is a predicted model, not a curated record. The transcript is spliced from 6 exons. Bases 74 to 553 code for a protein of 159 amino acids. Gene Ontology annotation, cellular component: nucleus; U1 snRNP.
UGGCUGUGUGCGUCAUUUCCGGCGGCGCGGUCGCCGAGUGGCCAACGGAGUGCCAACGGCCUGCAGAACAACGAUGCCGAAGUUUUAUUGUGACUACUGCGACACAUACCUCACCCACGACUCCCCAUCUGUGAGAAAGACACACUGCAGUGGCAGGAAACACAAAGAGAAUGUGAAGGACUACUAUCAGAAAUGGAUGGAAGAGCAGGCUCAGAGCCUGAUUGACAAAACAACUGCAGCAUUUCAGCAAGGAAAAAUACCUCCUACUCCAUUCUCAGCUCCACCUCCUGCAGGGGCGAUGAUCCCACCUCCCCCCAGUCUUCCGGGUCCACCUCGCCCUGGUAUGAUGCCAGCACCCCAUAUGGGGGGCCCUCCCAUGAUGCCAAUGAUGGGUCCUCCUCCUCCUGGGAUGAUGCCAGUGGGACCUGCUCCUGGAAUGAGGCCGCCUAUGGGAGGGCACAUGCCAAUGAUGCCUGGGCCCCCAAUGAUGAGACCUCCUGCCCGUCCUAUGAUGGUGCCCACUCGGCCCGGAAUGACUCGACCAGACAGAUAAGGAGAAAGGGGAGCCUCUUUCUAUCAGGCUUCUGUUACUUGUUCUACUUCACAGGAGAUCGAGGUGCUGUGACCCUGGGUGUUUUCUAACAGCAGACAAGGAAGACUCACUCCCUCUUCCUGUCUAAGAGAGAAUAGUGUUUGCGGGGAGUAGUGGGACAAAAAAAAGCAAUUUUCAUUUGUAUUGUGAAAUGGGAAAAUAAAAUUGUCAACUCUU